Molecule: messenger RNA, 645 nt
Organism: Cladophialophora psammophila CBS 110553
Lineage: Eukaryota; Fungi; Ascomycota; Eurotiomycetes; Chaetothyriales; Herpotrichiellaceae
Exons: 2
Coding region: 1-645 (214 amino acids)
Biological process (GO): cellular response to oxidative stress
Source: RefSeq, a predicted model, not a curated record
AUGACUUCUACCGUCGCCACAGCCUCGACCAACUUCUUUCUCGCCGCAGCCGAAAAUCGCUGCUCGUGCUACACUCUCACCAACAGCUCUCCAAUCUCCGACGCGCGGAUCCGCGACAUCGUCGUUUCUGCAGUCAAGCACUCCCCGUCAGCAUUCAACGUCCAGUCCACUCGCGCAGUUGUUUUGGUGAAGCAGGAUCACCAGAAGUUAUGGGACUUUGGCGAUGCGGCCUUGAAAAAAGCCAUGCCGGAACAGGCGUAUGCGGGCCUGGCGGCCAAGGUGCAGGGUUUCCGCGCCGCUUACGGCACCGUCUUGUGGUUCGAGGAUCAAUCCGGGCUCGACGCCUUGAAACAGAAGAAUGCGGCCCUCCAACAUGUCAUUCCGCAAUGGUCUAGUCAUUCCAGCGGCAUGGCCCAACUCGUCGUCUGGACAGCUUUGGAGCUGGAAGGUCUGGGUUGCAAUCUUCAGCAUUACAACUUCAUGUCCGAGUUCAGGGAGAAAGUGCGCAAUGAGUGGAACAUACCAGAGACGUGGGCCCUGCAUUCACAGCUUGUGUUUGGUGCGCCGCUGGAUGGUCUGAAGAGGAGCAGAGAGAGGACGUACCUACCGCUCGAAGACCGUGUGAAGAUGUUUGGGAGAGAUUGA